AUACCCUUUUCUCAUCCGCAGUACAUUUUUUGAAGAUGGAAAAAGGAUACCCACCACAGCAACAAGCUCCACCUUACCCUGGGCCGCCUAUGAACCAUGGCGGUGCAAUGCCACAGCCAGGGCAGUACGCUCAGCCAGGGCCGUACGCUCAGCCAGGGCCGCACGCUCAGCCAGGGCCGCACGCUCAGCCAGGGCCGCACGCUCAGCCAGGGCCGUACGCUCAGCCAGGGCCGUACGCUCAGCCAGGGCCGUACGCUCAGCCGGGCUACUACCCCCCGCACCCCCCACCCAUGUACCAGGGAGAUGUUGCCUAUGCUCCAGCCACUGCUGUUCCUGCCACAACAGUGACUCACUUGAUAGUAGGACAUGUACUACAUGACGUCCCAGGACAAACUGUCUGUCCCCACUGCCAGCAGUCAGUGAUCACCAGGAUAGAGCGCACAGCAGGCCUGAUGACCUGGGCUAUCUGUGCUGGCCUCGGCUUAUUUGGGUGUUUUCUUUGCUGUUUUAUACCAUUCUGCGUUGAUUCCUGUCAAGAUGUGGAGCACCGUUGUCCUUCGUGCCAAAGAAUCAUCUACGUUUACAAACGAAUGUGAAACCAACUCUGAUUAAGGAAGAAGACCUCAAUUCUUAUCUGCACCUUUACUUACUCUUUGAUUAUUUUUACACUGAUCAAAAUUAUACCGUAAAAUACAUUUAUCCUAUGCUGACAUUGUCCUAGUCAUUUAGCUACUUUUUCACAUUUCAAUGCCAAUGACAUAAGCCUCACACUGCAGGGAAUCAUAUUAAGCAGUGAGUGGUGAACUUGUAAUUCAAUAAAAAAUUGUUACAUGAUGCUAUUAUUAUAUUAUUUCAUAAUACAAACACAACAAAUUAUGUUGAUGAAAGAUAUACAAAAUAACUGUGUCUUCUGUAGUUAUGAGUCUCUGUAAAACCAAGACAACAAGAUUCACCACUGAUAAGAGAAAACAGACGUUGUAAUUUUUAUUAGUAGUUUUAAUUUUUUAAGUUCUUACACAUGUGGUUGACACGGAUAUACUCACAAAAUAAAUAGUAAAGAUAACAAAACAUAAAAGGGUACACAUUUGUGAGUGUAGAGAGGGUAGAAUCUGUUUGGACAGUUGACCUGCAGUCUUUACAGGAUGGUGUUGUGAAAUACAUGUAAUUCUUAUUCUAUUGUUGUUCUAUUUUGGCAUUGCCUCCGGUUUUGGAGAAAUCAUGUUUUGUUAAAUUCUUCAAGGUAAUUUUUUUGGAAGGCUGUUGUUCCUUUGACAUGUGUUUUGCUAAGAGGCUCCUAGACAUUGUGGUUUGCUGAUCUUUUUUCAACGUUUAUCUAUCUAACUAAUCCUCUAAUAACUCCUAAUAUUAAUAGCCGAGUAUGGAUUUCUAAUCUGCUGUUCCUAGACCUGCUCUUAUCAGAGAAGCACUGAGCGGUAAAACACCACAGCAACGUUACAGCGCAGGGCUAGCUCAACGGCACAACAGAACUUGACACAGACUAUUGUUUUAGAAAGGAUGCGCCUGUUUUUGUCAACCUCCCUAUGAUGCUUACUGAUCCCUAUCCUAUAGCUUUCAUUGAGUUGGACAGUUGUGUUUACUUUCCUUAACAUGCUAGUCUCAUAGUAAUUUCCAUGUGGACUCUAGUUUGUUCAUGCUUUUUAGUUUUUUUUUAAAAAAUAUGUGCUUUCAGUCGCAGCACCCUGUCUGGAUCCAAGCUGGGUCUGAUCCUGACGUCUGAAAAAUGAGGCAGGGGAAGCAAAAGUACUAAUAAUAUUUGCCGGCCGUACUGCUUUUUACACUGAUCAACAUUAUAAUGUAAAAUACACUUAUGCUGAAAUUGUCCAAGGUUAUUUUUGGCUUUUUCACAUUUGAAUGCUAAUGACAUACUGUAUGCCUCACACUUUGGGGAUUCAUAAUAAGCAGUGAGUGGUGAAUUAGUUAAAUAAAAAGCUGUUAUAUGAAAA
Molecule: messenger RNA, 1964 nt
Organism: Gymnodraco acuticeps
Lineage: Eukaryota; Metazoa; Chordata; Actinopteri; Perciformes; Bathydraconidae
Product: cell death-inducing p53-target protein 1-like
Exons: 4
Coding region: 36-596 (186 amino acids)
Molecular function (GO): zinc ion binding
Source: RefSeq, a predicted model, not a curated record